Perkinsus marinus ATCC 50983 is the source of this 1404-nucleotide messenger RNA. Its product is annotated as Major intracellular serine protease precursor, putative. NCBI's taxonomy places the organism in Eukaryota, Perkinsozoa, Perkinsida, Perkinsidae. Gene Ontology annotation, biological process: proteolysis. The record is from RefSeq and is a predicted model, not a curated record. The transcript has a single exon. Gene Ontology annotation, molecular function: serine-type endopeptidase activity. Bases 1 to 1404 code for a protein of 467 amino acids.
AUGCAUGUUGCCUUAUUACCCUUCCUCCAUCUCAUGGGGGCUAUGAUUCUCUCCCAUCUACCGGGGGUAUUCUCAGCAGCUCAGGGAGCUGCAGUAGUGGUUAUCGAAGAUAAUAGAGGCAAGCAAGUCCCUAUAAAGGAGGCGUUCCGCCGUACCUCCCGCGACGUCACCGAGGGGAAAGGACGGGCCCACCAUUCAGUGGAGGAACUGAGUCGACUAUGGGAGUGCUUCGGAGAGUCGGCGGACUCGGCGCUGGUAACGAACUUGGAAAUCACGGGUAUUGAGAUAGUCUCCACUGGAGUUCCGGGCUGUUUGGUGUCUGAUGAGGAGAUUUGUGAUUUUGUUGUGUCCUUAUCACACUAUGAAUACUAUAGAGAAGUAGCAUGCACGGUCAACUCACACUCGUGGAUGACAUCACAGAUCAGUGAAAUGCCAGGGGCUACAUCAUUCCACGUUGGUGUCCCUCGGAUGAAAUCCCGCGUAAACGCGUUGGUGUAUCCUCCAGACGAUCCGAUAUUUUCGAGACAAGUUGAGUUGUUCGAAGCCUUGAGGAUCGAGGAGACGUGGAAGGCAGUGAGGGAUUCGGGCCUUCAACGGAGGGAGCCAAUCGUGAGCUUAUUGGAUACCGGCAUUAAAGCCGAACAUCCUGAGUUCGCUGGGAGACUCCUCAAGGAGAUUGACCUUACUGGGCUACAUGGAGAGAAUGGCACGGAUCUCCACGGCCACGGCACAGCAAUGGCUGGUAUCAUUGCAGCCAAUUCGAACAACGGCGAAGGUAUCAGUGGGAUCGCCGAUAAGGUGAAAAUCCGAUCGAUUAGGAUGUCUAUUAAUGGGAGGGGAAUUACUGCUGUCCAGCUUGUUCGCGCGUGGGAGGCGGUGUUAGCAUGUGGUGAUUCCGACAUCAUAGUAUACGCCUAUGCUGGAGGGGUUUGUCGUAGAAGUGCGAGUAUAUGUAGUCGUGUGCUGAAGAAAGCUGUCAAGAAGGGCCUCCUUGUUCUCGUAUCUUCUUCUAACUCGGACGAAGUUGACAGUGCGGGCGAGAUUGAACAACCUUGUUCCCAAGCCAAUGGUAUACCAGGAGUUCUCUGCGUUACCUCAACCUACGUGGAUAACCCGAUGACGUUGGUCUACGGGGCGUCCAAAUUGGCAACUCUUGCCGUACCAUCGUCCGACGUCUGGUUCCCAACACCGGAGCGUGAGGGAAGCGAGUGGCUAUAUUCAAAGAAUUCGGGCUCAUCGGUCGCCACGGCGAUUGUUGGCGGAAUAGCAGCUCUGGUGACGAGUUUGGGGCACUUCGAUCUAGCAGACGUCGAAAGGAUAUUAUUGAACUCCACAAAGGGAAGAGCGAAAACGGAUAAAGACGAGAUGCUGUACGGAGUCCUCGAUCCUUAUUUUGCUAUUUAA